UUAUUGUGGAUUAUUUUUUAUAGAAAAUCAACUUGUGUAUUCUUAUUAACAACUUUGGGAUAACAAAAUCCUAGACUAUCCUAAUCGAAAGGUCUCAAUGAAGAUCAGCUUUCAUGUUUAAUUUGAAUGGUUCACAGUGAACUACUUGUUUACCUGAAUCCAUUUAAUCUGCUCAAGCAAAAGUAAAAAGUUCAAAAGAAAUAUAAAGACACCGGUGUUAAAAGUUUAAUUAAUUUUGUAACUGCUUUGUGACAAAAAUAAAUACAGUAAAUUAUUCGACGCCAGAAUCUCCAUCAUAAUAUACUUCGAAUGAAAUCUUUCAGAAUUUCACAAGACCUAUAACAAUUAAAAGGAGAUCCUCCAUAUAAUAUGGUUGAUUCAAAUGCUCUUAGUUCAAAGGAGCAUUAUCGUUCAGAACUGCAAAAUAGGUUAUACUUUUCAAAUGGUUCAAGUCAAGAUAUGAAAAUCCCUUAUCCAUGUACAUGUUGCAAACAAAAUUCCCCUUCCAUAUUUUCAUCACGAUGUGCAGACUGUGAUACUCCAGCUAUAAACUAUAAUCUCAAUUUAUCGACAACCAAUUUUUCUGAUAAUGACCCCAACCCAUUUUCUCAGUUUACAUCUUUAUCAAAAUCCAAAGAUCCAUUCUCCAGUGUUUGGAAUAAUGAACAACACAAUUUUGUCAAUAAUAAUUCUCUUCCGUCUAAAGUCCCGUCUCCCGUUAAUUCUUCCCUAACCACUUUAAAAUGUGAUGAGUUCUCCACGUCUAAAAUUAAUUUGAGGAACACUAUUGAGUUGUCUACAAAUCAACUGGCCAUAUCAAACGAAGACGAUAGCAGAUGUGGUGAUAUGGAGAUAAUUAAUAACAAAGGCACUGAAGAAAAUAAUAAUAUUAGGAGUUAUCAUCAAGUCAUUCACACUGAUAAUGCAUACCACAUGAAUCAGUCUAAUCCGAAUCUUCUUAAACUUUUGUCGGACUGUAACCAGUUAGUCAGAAACUCAUCAGUUGAAACAUUACCAUCUUUGUAUUCACCUCUACCUUCAUUAUCAUCUUUUAAUACACUACAUCCAUUUAACAAUCAUUUUACAAGAUUAGACUCGUUAAUGCUAGAUAAUACUUCAAAAUGUCUCAGCGAGGAUUAUAUCACUGAAAAGAUGGAAGAAAAUAAUCAAACUAAGAAUGAAGAUAAUAAUGUUAAUGAAAAGUCCGAUGAUUAUAUGGACAGCAAACCAAUUUAUCCGAAUAAAAAUUCCUUGUGGAUCUCCAAUAAUUGCACUGACCCAAAUAAUACAGUAGGAUUUGAAGAACCAUUUGAUGUCGGUCACACAAUGAAAGAAGUGAUCAAAUCUUCUAUUUGUAAUUAUCCUUCAAAUAUAUAUAAUUCUUCAUUAUCACUACCAACAUCUUUCCAAUCCUCCCUUUCUAUUUCACCGACUCAUAACUAUGAAUCAUUACAGGUGGAAAAACCUGCCAUAAACUUUGUAAAUCAUGCUCAGGUUACCACUAAUCCUUGCAUGAUACAACAUGACAUGCAACAUUCAACUUCAGCUAACUAUUCAUCAUCGUGUUCUUCUUCAUCAUCGUCAUCGUCUGAGCAUCAGCAGCAACAGCAGCCAAAUCAUUGUUAUCCUCAAACUGACAUUGCUUCAUACUUACCAUCACAAAUUAAUUCGAUAGAAUGUAGUCAUAAAUAUCAACAUAAUUUAACUGAUAUAACCUCUCUACAUCAUCAAGAACAACAGCAUCGACAGAAAAAAUUGUUGACUCACUUGCCAACACCAACGGAAACCGUCAAAUGGAUGCCUAAGCAUUUGAUGACGAUUAAUACACAACAGCAUCACCAACACCAACGUCAACAACAACUCACAGACGACCUUCUUGCAAGUGAAUCUCACUCAGUAAUCAAUAAACUUGGCAUGGAAUAUACCUCUCAAGUAACCAUAGACAAACAACCUUUGCUUCAUGAAACUCCUCAGUGUGUACAAUGUGGAACAGUUAAUAUUGAAAAUCAACAGUGGGUUUUUGACAGAAUUACUGAACUCUAUCUAUGCAAUGAAUGUAAUCAACAAAUCAACAAUGACAACAAUAGAAUUAAGUCCACAAGAAAAAUGAAGCAUGUACCAAGUAUAAAUGUACCAGCUGAUAAAGCUAAGCCAUUCUUUGAUCCACUACUGAAUUAUUGUACAAGGAAUAGAAAUCGAUCAGGUUUAGACCAAGAUAAUCGGAGUUUGUCUUUUCUCAUAUGGAAUGAUGUCAAAUCUUACUCUAACGAUCCUUCAUUUAUAUUCAAUCCUACGAACAAUUUAAAUGAGAUAGAUAAACACUUGCAAAUACAAUCACCUCAAGAGAUUUCAAAUUAUUCUUCAUGGUCACAAUAUACAACGAAUGUGAUGAAGGAUGUGGAUGUUACUAGGGAACCAAUCGAUUCAAUACAUAGUGAAGUAAAGAUCUCAAAGUCAUCUAACCCAUUAAAUAUACCAAAUUCUACACGUCGUUCAGGACAAUUUUGUACCAAUUGUAAUACAUCCGCAACUACCCUAUGGCGCCGUAACACGGAAGGAGAACCAGUUUGUAAUGCAUGUGGACUAUAUUAUAAACUGCACAAGAUAAACCGUCCAAUAUCCAUGAAGAAAGAGGGGAUUCAAACUCGCAAGAGAAAGCCAAAAAUGAACACACUAAAAUCUAAUCAGUUGUAUGUAACAAAUUCCUCUCGAGGUUCUGGAAAAUUUUUAAACAAAUUAGUGGCGCGUAUGGAUGGUUCUAAACAGCUUUAUAACCAAUCUCCAUAUAAAACCAGGCAUCAUCAUAUUCCUUACCAAGGAACAGAGGUUGAAAGUCACCAUUCUAUUCCACCUAGAUUUUUAGCUUUCCCAAAUUUGUUUUAUGAUGAACAAAGCAUGAAAAAACAAAAUUUGGAUGAAAACAAAUCGAAUACAUUGGAUUCAUUAUUUCAUUCUCACUCAUUAAAUGAAGUUCAUCCAAUGCAUUUUACAGCACGUACUCCGCAAUUUCCUCCACCUCCUCAUCCCCCACCAGUCUCACCAUCUCAUCAUCACCGAGCGAAUAUACACGAACCAAACAAUUCAGUUAGCGAUAUUCACUAUAACCAAAAUGGUGACCAAUUUGAAAAUACUGCGAUGAUGAUCAAUCGGUUACCGAUAUUGAAUAAAGUAACUGGAGAGAAUUGUAUAAAUUCAUUAUUAAUCUGGUCGAACACAUCAAGAACAAACGAUGAUUCCAUGAAUACUGUAUUAUUAACCAACUUUAUCGAGUUAGACAAUAAUCGUAAUCAGACUAUCAAUGAAGACGAUAAUGAGAAUAGUAAUAAUAAUAACAAUGAGAAUAGUGAUAAGCACUCCAAUAUCCCGAUUGAUUUUUCAAAUACAGUUGUCGAUUUUAUAAAUUUUCAAUAUCAAGAAAUCCAUGAAAAAUCUGAAACUCCAAAUUUACUACAUCCAACCUUUGAACAGAAAAUGCUGGUGACUGACGAUGUAGUGAGUAAUGAGAAGUCAACAAUCUAUCAUACUGCAAGUUUGGUUAGAUGUAACGAAAAAGUUUAUAAUUGAAAUAAUAGUAUUUUUUCCUGUUGUGAUUAUUUUGCAUAGUGCUAUUAUCUAAAACAGCCGUAAAUGCAGCAACAGUUAUAAACAAGCUGGAUUCACAUUUUUGUUUUCACUUAAUAAUAUGUCUAUGUAUUUUACCUAGUCACUAGUAUACCUUCUAAAGGCGUGUUUAAUAUACUAUCCCCUUCUAACUUUUAGUGACCCUGUGUUAAUUUUCAAGUGAUUGCUCAUUAGUCGAAAAUUUCACCUACUAGACAGUGGACAGUAUUUACAUAUUUCUGGUCAACAGAUGACAGUAAUAAUAAUUGUGGUGACUACUUAACACUUGAGUGCAAUAAAUAGCAUGGUUAUUAAACUCUAUUAUGAGCAGAUAAAUGCAUAUAUACGUUUAUUUUACUGUAUAAUUUUAUUAAACUUUGCACAGAUGGUCAUUGUCUAUGAAAGAAAACUUACCGUAUGAAAUGCUAAAAGAAAUUCUACAAUAUUUAGAAUGAAAACCAUCUUUUUUUCUAAAACUUGUGUCCCGAAAUGUACUAAUAAAAUUAAUUAUUCUCAUUGAAAUCGUCAACCAAUCUAAGUUACGUAACCAUUGAAAGUCUGGAGGCACUGCAUGACUGUCUUGCUCCAGUGUGAGACUCCUCAGCAUUGCAUAUCCACGACUCCGCAUCCUGGAAUCGAAUUCAGGACAUUCGGUCUCGCGUGAGGAGGCUUAACCUUACAAACAACUAAAUAAUCAUCGUUUUGUGUAAACUUAUAAGUCAUCUGAAGCAUACUAAAUCUCUCGAUGAUUUUACUGAACCUUAUUCCACGAGCUAUUCAUACACGUACUCUUCAAAAGUAACAUUAAAAUAUAAAAUUCAGUAUCUGAUGUAUUAAUCCAUUAUAAAAUGUUUUUUAAAGUUAUUUCUUCGCAAAAGUUUCUAAAAUCCUUCAAGAACAUAAGUAUUUGACUUUGGAGAUGAAUACAGGUUGAAUACUGAAACUUAAAGAAUAAGAUGCCCUAUUCUUCAUUGUUUAUCUUAUUUGUUUCGACCAAAUACACUAUGGCCAUCAUACUUAAAUUUAGAGCUGUGGUGCAUUCGUACAACUGUAGAUGCCUGAGUCUUGACCUUGUAUCCCUAAACUCGGUUGAAAUUCACCAAUGUUCAACUAGUCAAAUAAACUGUAACAUAUAAACUAAGAUCCAAGAAUUAUUAUUUUCUUCAGUGUGACAUAUCUACAUACAUUUAUCGUGGUAGGUAACAUAUUCCUCAUUUACCUUCCAAAACUUUUUUGAUGUAGCUUUCUUAUGUUUACCUUAGUUACAUUUUGCAAAACCAUAUCAUGUUUCUCAUACACUUUCACUCCUAAAAACUGUCAUAAGAAACACACUGUUUUCUGUGUGAACAUUCACUGAAUAAUAUAAUUUCCAUAGUUGAAAUGAGAAGGGGAUUCAUGAUUGCAAUAUGUGCACGUGUGUUAAGCAUCAUCCAAAAUCCAACUGUCUAUAGUUUUUUUGGUUAUCUUAGAAUUAAACAAAACAUUUUAAAUAGUAAAUCUUAAACUUUUUAAAAGCAUUGAAUAUAGGGAACAUAAAUUACAACUAUGUAAAUAGUUUACAGUGUACCUGUGUACGUACACGAAGAGCAUACUUUCAACAGAUAAGGUAAUUUUCCGAUUUUGGUAACAGUUUGCUUAUCUUAUCACCCUAGUCAUGUUAUGUCGUACGUCUUUGUCGAACAGCGAGGGGAUAAUAUUUUUGGAAGGGUGUUUCAAAACUACUUGGAGAGUAGUUUUAGUGACCGGAAAUGCAAAUAUAGUAAAUGAUGUAUUAUUUCAUUUAUGAUUAGAAAUUUUCGUAAACAGGUUAACCUAUUUCUAAUUUGCAUGAGGAAAGUGAGCAGUUGAGUUCUUACAAUGUGAUAUUGUGUACUGUUAACUAAACAAACAGAAUCUCAAAGAAAUAACAAACAAAAAAUAUAUUCUAUAUAGUUGAAAUCAUGAGUCAAUUGAAG
Messenger RNA from Schistosoma rodhaini, 5555 nucleotides. The record is from the annotation of a GenBank genome assembly. Lineage: Eukaryota; Metazoa; Platyhelminthes; Trematoda; Strigeidida; Schistosomatidae.